UGCACCUUCCACCUGGAAACACGUCGAGUGCGCUACGCAGUCGAUGUUACGCUGUCGCUCACCACGGCUGGACUAUCGAGGUGUUUCCCUCCCGCUGAUAACGACCUGACUUUGCACAAGCGAUUCCCGUGCCAGAUUAGUGUAUCCUCCGACCGCCUCGUGGCCAGUACCGCUCGACAUUCUCGCCCUUCGUUGGAUCCAAAGAACGUGAAACGUUCCGACGAGGAUGGACGUAGAGGGACGAAAUUCCUGGCUCCACGCGGGAUAGAGCGCGGCCGGGACGGAUCGUUUUCUUCCGUUUUGCGAUCCCGGGACUCUCGGCUCGCGAGUUCUGCACAGUGCUCGAAGGACUAUUUAGUGUAACGUCGCAUCGCCGGAGUGAAUCUCGCGCGAAGUGGCGUUCGUGUUUCAUCCUGGGCACCCGUACCCAAGGAAUUCAGUGCCUUUAGAAUGACAUUUGGAUUUCGUGGCCGUGGACGAAAACGUUGAGCUUUCCUGCGAGGGUGUCCCCCCAGAGGCCUGCCAAGGAGUCAAAGGGGUUUCAUGUGAGUCCCAGUGCUAGCCCCACGUCGCCACCCAGCCCGAUCAACGACAACAUGGACAAGUCGCCGAUUAUUACCGACGAGAAUUUCCAGGACUUUGAAGCAGAAAAGGCAAUAAUGGGUUCCAUUGUGUAUUGCAUACAUCAAAAGGACGGCUGCAAGUGGUCGGACGAACUUAGAAAGCUGAAGGCUCACCUGAAUACCUGCAAGCACGAUGCAGUGCCCUGCAGCAAUAAAUGCGGUGCAAUGAUUCCGCGCGUACUCAUGGAGGACCAUUUGAAGUACACUUGCGGUCAGCGACGAGCUCGCUGCGACUUCUGUGCCAAAGAAUUCACCGGUCACACGCUCGAGAAACACACAGGUACAUGUGGUUACGAGCCACUCUAUUGCGAGAACAAAUGCGGCAUGAAGGUGCAGAGAAGGCACCUUAGCCAGCACAAGUUGGGCGAGUGCGCGAAAAGAUUGGUGGCCUGCCGUUACUGCAACAAAGAGUUCGUUUUCGAUACACUGGGUGCCCAUCACGCCAAGUGUGGUCGUUAUCCAGUCGCUUGUCCUCAUCGCUGUGAAACUGCCGUCUUACCGCGAGAAGAUCUGGAGGUACACUUGAAGGAUCACUGCACGACACACCUUUUGUCCUGUUCUUUUAAGGACGCUGGCUGUCGUUUCAAGGGUAACAGAUUCUCUUUGGACAAACACCUAGAGGAAUCUGCAAAGAUGCACUUGAGUCUAAUGUGCAGUGUGGUAACGAAACAGCAGCAUCAGAUAACCAGUCUAAAAUCCGCCAUCAGUAAACUGUCCUUAAAUUAUACGGGCACGCUAAUAUGGAAGAUCACGGACUACAGUGCCAAAAUGUCCGAGGCGAAAGCCAAGGAAGGCAUGGAGUUGGUGAGCCCCCCCUUCUACACUAGUCAAUAUGGUUACAAGCUACAGGCAUCGGUUUUCUUAAAUGGAAAUGGCACCGGCGAAGGAAGUCACAUUUCGAUAUAUAUAAAAAUUCUUCCCGGGGAAUACGAUGCUCUGUUGCGAUGGCCAUUCUCUCAUAGCGUAUCCUUUACCAUAUUCGAUCAAACAGUGGUCGCAGAGAAGGCGUGCAAUAUCGUCGAAAGCUUUAUACCGGAUCCAACAUGGAAGAACUUCCAAAGACCCAGUCGCGAGCCUGAUUCCCUUGGCUUCGGCUUUCCCAGAUUCGUUUCCCACGAAAUGGUGAAAAAACGGCAUUUCGUCAAAGACAAUACCAUGUUUAUCCGGGUAAAAGUCGAUCCUAGUAAAAUUGUGGCCGUUUGAACAAUCGAUCGUUAACCGUUCUACAACUUUGUACCAUAUUCGACUCGACUAUUAUCGUUCCACGUAAUACAGUUAAUAUCGUUACGUCAUACGUAAACUUUGAUGUGGUUGUUACGCAUUUCUUAUGUUACACGUAAUGUCAGUCCAGUAAAUAAUUAACGAUAACCGUAUUUAUUAACGUCGGCCGUGUACUUGGUGUGAUAGUGCAAAGUAUCUACUCUACAUACAGGACAACAUUGUACUUACGUCGUUGCACUGGCAGUAUACCAUAGUAAAAUUGAUUCAGGGUAUCUCUGAAAAUUCUAGAAGGUAAUAGUCAUUUCCUAGGAGGCGAUCCUUGAACGGAAACUGUAUAAAAAUGUUUGCAUCGUGCCUCGGAAUUUGUAUAAAUUUGUCAAACUGAUAUUUUUAUUACGGUUUCCAACGUUUCUCACCUAUUUGCUUCGCAAUAUACAGUUUUCCAUUCCUUACAGCGUACAGUGAACGUUUCGAUGCGCAGACUUAACGAUAUGUUCAAAUCGUUUGAAAUUCAUAAACGAACGAUCGAUUCUGUGUUCAAUAUUGCGAUAUUAAAAUUUCACGAGCUCAUCGAUCGAACAACGUUAAGUUUGUCGAAGCGAUAUACCUUUAAGGAUUCAAAUCAAAGAUUAUUAAAGGACUGUGUAUUAUAAGCUUAGGAAAUGUAAAUAUUGCGAAAAAAAGGAGCGAGUAAUUAGUCCAAGAGACAAUCUACCAAUGUAAAUACGCAUUUACUAUUUGUUAGUGAUAAUGAGAAAUUGUGAUU
This is a messenger RNA of Colletes gigas, 2610 nucleotides long. RefSeq names its product TNF receptor-associated factor 4 (gene Traf4). Bases 597 to 1826 code for a protein of 409 amino acids. The transcript has 8 exons. Gene Ontology annotation, molecular function: zinc ion binding; protein binding. The record is from RefSeq and is a predicted model, not a curated record. Lineage: Eukaryota; Metazoa; Arthropoda; Insecta; Hymenoptera; Colletidae. Gene Ontology annotation, cellular component: plasma membrane signaling receptor complex. Gene Ontology annotation, biological process: regulation of apoptotic process; tumor necrosis factor-mediated signaling pathway; positive regulation of JNK cascade.